Molecule: messenger RNA, 3653 nt
Organism: Durio zibethinus
Lineage: Eukaryota; Viridiplantae; Streptophyta; Magnoliopsida; Malvales; Malvaceae
Product: urease-like
Biological process (GO): urea catabolic process
Cellular component (GO): urease complex
Molecular function (GO): nickel cation binding; urease activity
Source: RefSeq, a predicted model, not a curated record
ACUGACUUUGCAAGAAUGAGACUAACACCAAGAGAAGUUGAGAAGCUAGGCCUUCAUAACGCGGGGUACCUUGCCCAGAAGCGUCUGGCACGAGGGCUUAUGCUCAAUUAUACUGAAACUGUUGCUCUCAUUGCCUCUCAGAUUCUGGAGUUUGUUCGUGACGGUGACAAGAGUGUGACAGAAUUGAUGGACAUUGGUCGACAACUUCUGGAAAGGAGGCAAGUUCUUCCUGCUGUUCCACAUUUAUUGGAUUUUGUUCAGGUUGAAGGGACAUUUCCUGAUGGGACAAAGUUAAUCAGUAUUCAUGAUGUGAUUGCUAGUGAAAAUGUAAACCUGGACCUUGCUUUACAUGGUUCUUUUCUACCUGUGCCUUCACCUGAGAAAUUUCUUGAAAUGGAAGAUAAGAUGGUCCUUGGUGACAUGAUCUUCAAAGGGGGGAGUGUCACACUUAAUCACGGAAGGAAAGCAAUAAGACUCAAAGUCACUAACAAUGGAGAUCGGCCAAUUCAGGUGGGAAGCCAUUAUCACUUUAUUGAGGUGAACCCCUCCUUAGUUUUUGAUCGAAGGAAAGCAUAUGGCAUGCGCCUAAAUAUACCAGCAGGAACAGCUACAAGAUUUGAGCCCGGAGAAUGUAAAACUGUUGUGCUUGUCAGCAUUGGUGCUGGGAAAGUGAUCAGAGGAGGAAAUGGUAUUGUUGAUGGUCCAGUUGAUGAUGCCAAUGUCGAAAUGGUGAUGGAAACUAUAAGGAUAGACGGUUAUGGGAAUCUGGAAGAUGAAAAUGCUAGUGAAGGUGUGACCGGAGAAGAUUCUGCUUUCACCACAACAAUUUCUUGCGAGGCAUACGCUAACAUGUAUGGCCCCACCACCGGUGACAAAAUUCGGCUAGGUGAUACAAAUUUGUACGCUGAAAUAGAAAGAGAGUUUGCUGUAUAUGGUGAUGAAUGUGUAUUUGGUGGGGGAAAAGUUAUAAGAGAUGGCAUGGGUCAAUCAUGUGGGCGUCCACCAGCUGAAUCUUUACAUAUUGUUAUAACAAAUGCUGUAAUCAUCGAUUACACUGGCAUAUUUAAGGCAGAUAUUGGUAUUAAACAUGGUCUUAUUGUUGCACUUGGGAAAGCAGGCAAUCCAGAUACCAUGGAAGGUGUUUUCCCUAAUAUGAUCAUCGGUGUUAACACUGAGGUUAUUGCUGGGGAAGGAUUAAUUGUAACUGCAGGGGCUAUAGACUGUCAUGUGCACUUCAUAUGCCCUCAGCUGGUUCAUGAAGCAAUAUCAAGCGGAAUUACGACAUUAGUAGGAGGUGGGACUGGACCCGCUGAAGGGACACGUGCAACUACUUGUACACCAGCUCCACUGCAAAUGAAAUUGAUGCUGCAGUCCACUGACGACUUCCCUCAAUUUGGAUUUACAGGGAAGGGGAAUGGUUCCAAACCUGAUGAGCUAUAUGAAAUAAUCAAAGCUGGAGCUAUGGGAUUGAAGCUGCAUGAGAACUGGGGAACAACUCCUGCUGCAAUAGAAAAUUGUUUGACUGUUGCAGAACUAUAUGAUGUCCAGGUUAAUAUACAUGCUGACACCUUGAAUGAAUCUGGAUUUGUGGAACACACAAUUGCUGCAUUUAAAGGAAGAACGAUUCAUACUUAUCACAGUGAAGGUGCUGGUGGUGGUCAUGCUCCAGAUAUCAUCAAAGUAUGUGGUGUUAAAAAUGUCCUCCCCUCGUCAACAAACCCAACACGCCCUUAUACUUCCAAUACUGUAGAUGAACAUCUUGACAUGCUGAUGAUUUGCCAUCACCUUAACAAGGAUAUUCCAGAAGAUGUAGCUUUUACCGAAUCACGGAUUAGGGCUGAAACCAUUGCUGCAGAAGACAUACUGCAUGACACGGGGGCAAUCAGCAUUAUAUCUUCUGAUUCACAGGCUGUGGGUCGCAUGGGAGAGGUGAUAAGCAGAAGUUGGCAAACUGCUCACAAGAUGAAGUCAGAAAGGGGGCCAAUUGGUCCUGGAGGCUUAGACAAUGACAAUCUAAGAAUCAAACGUUAUGUUGCAAAAUACACCAUAAAUCCAGCUAUUGCUAAUGGGAUUGCAGAAUUUGUUGGUUCAGUAGAGGAGGGAAAGUUGGCUGAUCUUGUUUUAUGGAAGCCAUCCUUUUUUGGGGCAAAACCUGAAAUGGUAGUAAAAGGUGGUGAAGUCACUUGGGCAAAUAUGGGAGAUCCUAAUGCAAGCAUCCCAACACCUCAGCCGGUGUUGUCAAGGCCGAUGUUUGGAGCAUUUGGCAAGGCUGGAAGUGCUAAUUCCAUUGCUUUCAUCAGCAAGGCUGCUUUAAAUUGCGGAAUUAAAGAGUUAUAUGGACUCAAGAAAAGGGUAGAAGCUGUUGGGAAUACCAGAAGUCUGACCAAGCUUGACAUGAAACUCAAUAAUGCACUCCCAAAUAUCACAGUAGGCCCAGAAACAUAUAUUGUGACAGCUGAUGGUGAGGUUCUCACCUGUGAUGCAGCAACUACAGUUCCCCUGUCUCGGAAUUAUUUCCUCUUCUAGUCUCCAUAGAAAAUGCUUGCAACUUUCACCAUGUAUUUACUUUUCGUUAUUAAAAUUAUGAGCAUCCUAACUAUCGAACGUUAUGAUCAUUUCAAGAAGAACAGACAAAAAACCCAUCCUGCUGGCAGCAAGCAAAGCAGGAACAAGCCAGGUAUUACUGAGUUGCUUGUUCGUCCAAGUUUGCUGGAAACUUAUGUUCUACUUAUUACAAUUUAAAACUGUGCGUCAUAGUUUCUGGUGUAACAAAACCUACUGUGCAAUGGCUUGCUUGCACUCGAGCAUUGUUAACAAUGGUUGCAAUUUGAUGUAACCAAGCAUGAUAUCCAGUCGCUUCAAUCGGACUUGAUUAUGAGCUGAACAUUAUUCCUCUUGUUUCCAGCAUUAAUACCAAAUCAAACAAUCUAAUAAUCUUCCCAGGUUGCAGGCUGCUUAUGUACAAAUAUACAUACACCAUUUUCAGCCUAGUUAGCACUUAGCAAACCUAUGUCCCUAGUUUCAACUUUCAAUAUAUGCUUCUCUACAAAAGAUGGAAUUGCACUUCAAAGUUCAAACUCAGUGUGGGAAUAUUUUAGUGUGAAAUUCCAUUCAGUGCCUGCUCCAUUGGCUACAUUCUGUAACCUUUAAGUGAUCAAUCAGGUCCACCACACUUUCUGGACGAAUGGAAACAUUGGGACCACAAAAGCACUGCCUAUUUUAAUGCAUGUCAAUUCGUGAAAAGAAGGAUCCUGAUUCCUGGACCAGUUUUAUCACAGAAAUUGGCAACACUAAAGAAAAUGUGUUGAGACAAUUAAUGUUACCAUAUCUCCAUAGGUUGUUACCAUAUCUCCAUAGGUUAAGUGUCCCACUUUCCACGUGCAAAUGCCAACUCUUUGAAGUAGCAGAUCAGAUUGUUUAAAAUAUGGAAUCGACAAUGCUUAAAGAACAACUUUAAGUAAAAAUAAAUCAAUUAGAACCGAAAUCAACACAAAACAAAGAACGCUUAUAAAAUAGAAGCUCUCGACCAUGAUAAACUUGUACAUACGUGAUUGAAAUUGAAUGAAUAAAGUAAAUUAUAGAUUGCUUUAGAACUUUGAAUGCUUAUAACUCACCAAAUUUAAUAUCUAAAAGUAAAUUACAAAGAAAAUGCU